Messenger RNA from Rotaria sordida, 675 nucleotides. NCBI's taxonomy places the organism in Eukaryota, Metazoa, Rotifera, Eurotatoria, Philodinida, Philodinidae. The record is from the annotation of a GenBank genome assembly.
AGACAAGUUUUUUAAUUGUAUAGCUUUAUUAUAGAAUUUCUACUUAUAAUUCAUUUCAAAAUAAUUGAAUCGAAAAAUAAAAAGCUCAAGAACGAUGAAUUUUAAAAGAUAAAAAUAGUUAAGAGAAACAUUUUAUGAAAAUAUUUACGUUUUAUUGAAUGUCUGAAGAAAUUAAAACCUUUAAUUAUUACUGUAAAAAAAUUAAAGUAAAAACCUGUUUUUUACGUGUGUUUUUUUUUGUAGGAUUUAUUUUUAUUCUCUGGAAUAUUUGCUUCAUUUCUUGACAAUGCUCCAGUUUAUAUUAGUUUCGCAGCAAGUGCUGCUGCACGAUAUAAUAUAACUAUUGAUCAAUCAGACAAUAAUGGUUUUCUUGCUGUAUUCUUUUCUCAAUAUGAAACCGAUGCAAUUCAAACAAUUCGUGCUAUAUCAGCUGGAUCUGUCUUAAUGGGUGGAUGUACUUUAAUUGGUAAUGCACCUAAUAUGAUUAUAGUAUUGAUGGCUACUCGUUAUACUUAUCGAACACGAAUAAAAAUGAAUCAAUCAAAAACUAAAGAGAAUAUUGAAGAUAAUUUAAUAACAUAUCAUCUUGAAAAUAUUAGUUUUAUGCGAUCACUUGUUACAGCUUGUCCUAUACUAAUUCCUAUUUUUGUUUUUGUAGCUUUUUUUAUGUUAUAA